Molecule: messenger RNA, 3597 nt
Organism: Electrophorus electricus (electric eel)
Lineage: Eukaryota; Metazoa; Chordata; Actinopteri; Gymnotiformes; Gymnotidae
Gene: nfya
Product: nuclear transcription factor Y, alpha
Biological process (GO): regulation of DNA-templated transcription
Cellular component (GO): CCAAT-binding factor complex
Molecular function (GO): DNA binding; DNA-binding transcription factor activity
Source: RefSeq, a predicted model, not a curated record
GCGGCUGUGAAAAGGGGACGGGACUCGGUAGCCGGGGAUUGGCGUGCGACUGGCCAACCAAAUGACUAAAAUCGUUAUAUACAGGAAUUAACGUGUAUGAUUUGUGCGCGGUGCCUCGGCUUUGUGAAAGGUGUAAGACCGCCGCCCAGUUUUCUGUUACGAGCGAUCAAAUGAAGUCUCGGAGUCGACCGUAAACAGGCCUGCGAGCCUGGCUAACCCGCUGCUGUCUUUGUGUUUCUUAGCUAGUUAGCCGUCUAGCUACCAGGUAUCCAGCUUGUAUUAAACCUGCCAGAGGCUGAAAGGGUAGAGAUGUGGACGAAAUAGCAUAAUGUAUCAUCUAUCAAGGUGGUUUACAACAAGCAUCCGUCUGCCCUCUGUGAGUCGUGCACAUCGUGUAGCACUAAUCUUGGCUUCCGAAUUCCAGCUAGACUGUUGCCAUGGAGCAGUACACUGCCACCACGACCAGCGGAGAGCAGAUAGUGGUUCAGGCAGCCGGCGGGCAGAUCCAGCAGCAGAGCACAGUCACUGCAGUCCAGCUGCAGGCUGACCCACAGGGUGACCCAGGAGCGGCCCAGCAGGUGCAGACUCUCCAGGUAGUUCAGGGACAGCCCCUAAUGGUGCAGGUCAGCGGGGGUCAGCUCAUCACCCCCUCUGGGCAGCCUAUAAUGGUACAGGCCAUGUCAGGUGGGCAGGGCCAAACCAUUAUGCAGCUACCAGUGACAGGCACACAAGGUCUUCAGCAAAUCCAGCUGGUGCAGCCUGGACAGAUCCAGCUGUCUACGGGUCAGACGCUUCAGGUGCAGGCUGCACAGGGGCAGACACAGCAGAUUAUCAUCCAACAGCCCCAGACUGCAGUGACCGCAGGACAGAACCAGACUCAGCAGCAGAUCACAGUGCAGGGUCAGCAGGCCCAGACGGCUGAGGGCCAGACCAUCCUCUACCAGCCGGUCAGCGCAGACGGCACCAUCCUUCAGCAGGGAAUGAUCACCAUCCCUGCAGCCAGUCUAGCGGGAGGCCAGAUCGUCCAGGCUGCAUCCAGCCCGGGCAAUUCCAGCCCUCAGGGCACGGUCACUGUCGCCCUGCCCGUUGCCGGGAAUGUCGUCAACACUGGGGGCAUGGUCAUGAUGGUCCAAGGCGGCAGCUCCGUCCCCACCAUGCAGCGAGUUCCUCUCCCCGGAGCUGAGCUGCUGGAGGAGGAGCCUCUCUACGUCAAUGCCAAGCAGUACCACCGUAUCCUGAAGAGGCGACAGGCUCGUGCCAAGCUCGAGGCUGAAGGCAAGAUCCCCAAGGAAAGGAGGAAAUACCUGCAUGAAUCCCGUCACCGUCAUGCUAUGGCACGGAAGCGUGGCGAUGGCGGGCGUUUCUAUUCGCUGAAGGAAAAGGAGGAGAUGGCCAUACAGGUGGAGGCUGAGCAGGGCCCAUCCGGAGGGGAAGCCGUCACUCACAUGGUCCGGGUUUCGUAACCGCCCCUGUUUGUACGCAUGUGCAUCGCUGGGUCACUCAGCUUUAUGUUAACAAGAUCGCGAGGCAGACCCAUCGCGCUCCGAAUCUCAGCGAACGGUUUAUGCCCAUUCUCGCGCUGGCUCUGCUGAGUUCUGGUGUCAAACCCACUAUUCUAUGACAGUUUUUGACUAUAUCAUUGUAAAUGAGGGAGAGCUGGUUUUGCAUCAACUAUUAGCUCUCUUACUUUGUCUUUGGGGUCUUUGCAAGCAUGGGAAGACAAACAGUACUUAUACUGAGGAUUCCCCCCCUCCCCCGUGACAUCUGACUGAAGCUGUCUUGUAUGCUGUAUUUUUACUUGGAAGUGAUUUUUCUUCUAUGCAUGACUUUUAAAUUAAUUUGUUCACCUGUCUGAACGGGAGUCUCCUCAUGUUCUCGCAUAUGUUAAUGCUCCUUUGUAGUGACGCAAAGACACUCGCUUGAAUAUUUCUUAUAUGUUUAUUAUGAAUAGUCUGCAUUUUACUUCCUCAAACAAACUGAAAUAAUUUGCUGACUAUGCACUUCCACACAGAUUCAAGUUUUUCUUGCCUUUGCAUACCUUAUUGAAUUCGUGAGUUGGAUUUGGUGUUUUAGGGCAGGAAAACCCGAAACUGUAGGGGGCAGUUAAAGGGUUAAGGUGCAGAUGCCAAUAGCAGUCAUUACUGUAUCCAAAAUUUCAAAGUAAUUUUGUAACAAAAUCAGCUUGGACAUUUUAUAUGAAAAUAAACGUUAAUGUGAAAAUAUAUUUUAUGUCCAACAUUUGGAAGUGCUGUAUGACAAGUGCAGAUUUGUGUGUGUGGCUUUAGAGAAAAACAGGGCAACUUCUUAAAAUAACUGGGAAACACCAGCCAUAAAUGUCUUUUUGAAGAAAAUAUUCUCCAUUGGUGUAACUAAUUUAGUACCUGGCAUCUAAGAGAGUUUCUUCACAACAUCCCACAAGACCUAAAUAUAGAUGUGUGGUUGGCAUAGCUGAAUACCAACUGCACCACUGACAUAUGCUCUAAAUCAGAUCCAAACCAAACUUGAGCAUACUAAGAUUUGUCACUUUGGACUUGUGAACAAUGAUUUUUGAAUUUGUGCGUUUUAUCAUAACAGAUGAGUUUGUAGUGUAUUCCUUUGAAGUUGUGUAAAGAGAAUCUGUAAAUAUUUUUGCAAAUCUCAUCUUCCUGCAACUAGGAGGUGAUGGAGCCAUGGAGAUGUUUAGUUGCGUGACCUAUGAUAAUUCUGUUCCAAGGUCUGUGGAGCUGUGUGUCCCUGAAAUGAGCCAUCUCCUUUUUGCCCUUUUUAUUCUGCUCUAGGAUCUGUUUCACCCAUCUGUGUUUGGGCCUUAGUAAUGAUGAGAGAGGUGUCAAAAACUGCCUCAGGUCUGCAAAGACAGGCACCUGCCGUCAGCUUCCCAUUGAAGCCGUUCUUACGGCACAACAGCCAUACAUUAGCAUAAGAACAGUGAGCCAUUAAUCAGGGCAAUAAAUGCUGUGGAAUUUUGUCCUUUUCCGUAGAAGAGGUGUGUCUGUCCUUUUGGAGCAUAAUGCAACAUCCAGUACACAGUAAAAACCAUACAUGUCCUUAAUUUGAAUAUCAGAUAAAGGAGCCCUGGUAGGUGGCCCUUCCUUGCUUACCUCUAUCUCUUAAAACAGCACGAGCUUCACCGCAAGAGGACAAGAACUGGAAUUUUCACAGUGCAUCAAAAAAUGGCAAAGUGACUUGUUAAGGUCUAGGUUGUGUUAACACAGUAUAAUACAUGAAGUCUUGUAAUAAGGUGGCACUUAUGGAUGCACCGCCCAGCCCUGUUUCUUUACUGCAACAACACAAUGUACGAUACCCAUGAUGGUGAUUAUUUCUGUUGUCAGCAAGACUAGCCUCACACCCAGGAAAACUGCAGCUGGCUAUUGGCCAGUGCAGCUUGGGGCCCUAGUCAUCCGUUCCCAAUUAUUAAUUUCAGCCAAAUUGUGUGUAUGUGUGUGUGUCACUCGAUUCUGUUUGGCUAAUGCAGUCAGCAAACUCAAGCCCGGCUCUGAUUGGGCUCCUUCAUCAGUCCACUCUGGCUUCCACUGUUCCGCAGAGCCUCAUCGCCAUAUAUGGUGACUCCUCUCUGCCCUAAGAGUUCCCAUAAAAAUG